AGCACAGAUCCGUUUCGAAAUCGAAAUACGCACGUUCCUCGUAUAAUAUAAACUGACCUAUGUACUAUAUUGUUAUUGUAUUGUCAAGCAAAUGGCGAUGUCGUUGGCCGUUUCCGGUUUUAAUACCGCUACUCGAGCACGUAAUCGAGAUUUCACUUUAAGAAUUUCUUUUGGGGUUUGAACCCCUACUCCUCCACCCUGCAAACGGGAUUGUAUAGAGGUUCUACCUAUACCCAAACAGGUAUUGUACCUUUUAUGAAAAAGUAGGUGCGCUGUCCGAAGAGUAUGUGCGCGUACCUGCCUACGUGUUAUUAUUCGAAAACGAUCGAUACGAUUUUAUAUUAUUAUAAAAUAAAAUUCUGGUCUACGCGAUUAUCUGGAUUUCAGAACGUUAUGCGUCAUUGUCAUAUCCGUCCAUUUACCAUUUAAUCGUGUCUCAUCGUCCUAAUGUAUAUUUGAGUGUCAACCAAGUAGCCGAAAACACGUUUUUUAUCUAUCAAUAUUCGGCCGUAAUGGAUUUUUGAUAACUCUCCCCGUCUGGAUAUCUAAUUGUUGUUGGGCGCCUUAAUUCUUCUCGCGUGCUCGGUUGGUAGUACUUGGUACGACGACUGCGGUCAUUUGAGCGUCGAUGUAUGAAGCAUGCACACCUAACAUAUUGUUCUCGGUGAAAAUGUUUUACUUUUUAACAUAGGAAAGUGUCAUAUUAUCAUUAAUUUUUACUUAUAAGAAAAAAAACUCUAGUUGUUAACCGACGUAUAUUUUGGUUUUUAACGAUCGUACAAUUUUCAAAAAACAGAUCUGCUGCCAUCAGAUGAAAUAAAAAUACUACAAGUAGAAUAAUACAAUUCUCAAGCAACAUGGCUGAUGCGACAGGGCGAAGAAAACCAUUUUGGAAACUUUUAUUAGUUUCUAUAAUAAUUACAAUCAUAUUGGUGUUGGAAUGCACAUCGCACGCGGGUCCGAUCAAGCGCGGUAAAGUGGACGACGACGCGGCAAACUGCUCGGAAUCGCGGACGUGUACGAAAUGCGCGGAGAGACCGUCGUGCAGCUGGUCGUUGAAACGGCAGACGUGCGUGAACAUGACGCGGCGGCCUGAGCUGUUGAUGGUGAACGUCCGCUCGCACUGUCCGCGGCUGACCGCCGUCGACACGUUCGUCUACAAAACGCAGCUGCCGUUCGCGUACAAGGUGAAGGUGUCCAACGACGUGAGCGGCUUCGUCAAGUACCUGGCCCGGACCAACGUCACGUGCUCGCUGGAGGGCGCCGCGCACAACGGCACCGUGGACGAGGACGCGGACACCAUCGAGUGCGCGGCCAUCAGCAACGACCAUCUGCCGGCGGACGAGCAGCGGCUGAUGGUCUACCACUACGGCGUGCAGUUCGACGGCGUGCCGUUGCGCAUCGACGACGGCGCCAACAACUACUUCGCCGUGUACGACGCGCACUUUUGCCGCGCCGCCAACAAGACCGAGCGGUGCGUCGAGUGCUUUUGGGACGACCCGGCACCGCUGUACACGACGUCCUACUACAAACGGUGUUCGGCCGGUAACGCGUGCACCGGCCUGUUCGAGUACUACGAUCGCCGGACGUCCGGCGCGCGAAACGAACACGCGGCCGCGGAAACGCGAGUGGACGGCGUAUACGGACCGCCGGCGGGCGCUUGUCCGGACAUGACAAUCGCGUCCGUGGAACCACCGACGGCGCCGUGGUCGGGCGGCGCGACGCUGGUGAUCACCGUCAAGAACCACGACUUGCUGGCCGAGUCGCGAAAGCCGACCGUCACGGUGGCCGGCCGCGAUUGCAUCUACCCGAAGACGGCCGACCGGGAGACCAUCACGUGCACGGUCGGACCGCCGAAACCCGACGACUCGGCCGCCGGUCCGGUGCACGUGUCGUACGGGCCGCUGCGACUGACGUCCGCGCAGACCUUCCGGUUCGUCUACCCCGAGCCGACCGCGCUGAGCCCGACCUGCGGCCCCGUUUCCGGCGGCACGCUGUUGCGCAUCGCCGGCCGCCACAUGGACGCCGGAAGCACGGCCACCGUGUCCGUGGGCCCGGCCGACGUGCCGUGCGAGCUGGUCGCCAGGCACGAGGACCACCUGCUGUGCGUUACCGGACCCGCGGACGGGCCGGCCGCCGGAGCGGUCACCGUCGUGUUCGACAAGUCGCUGAAGCGGACCGUGCUGCAGGGCGCGGUCGAGUUCCGGUACGCGGGCGACCCGGUGCUGAGCGCCCGACAGCCGUUCACGGGCAUCGCUUCGGGCGGCACGUACGUCGGUGUGCGCGGCCGCCAUCUCGCGUGCGUCGGCAACGCCACGCUGUACGUGGACGACCCGGACGGCGUGCGGCACUACGCCGGGUGCGCGGUGCGCAACGACACGUUCAUGGAGUGUCGGUCGCCCGCGCUCGACGCGCCCCGGCAGCCGUCAAACGCCACGGCCCCCGCCGUCCCGGUGCUGUUGAACUUUGGUUUCCGCGUGCACUUCGCCGGCCACACGAUGGACCUGUCGCCGCAGCCCGACUUCCCGGGUUACCGGCUGUACGCCGACCCGGUGUUCGCCGACUUCGAGACCGACGGCCGCAACGUGACCAUCAACGGCCGGCACAUGGACCGCGGCUACCGGGCCAACGUCGACCUGGCCAUCAGGUUGCGCAACGCCAAGGGCGCCGCGUGCGCCGUCGUCGACACGCAGCGGCGGCAAAUCGUGUGCGUGCGACCACAGCCGCCGGCCGCGGACGACGACGACGACCUGCGCGAGCUGUACGUGACCGUCGGCCGCGAGUUCGUCCGCACCGUGAAGAGGAAGAAGAAGAAAGCAGGCGACGACGACGGCGGCCGUCCCGCGUCGAUGGGCUUGUUCGGCGCGUUCAUGCUGUUGGCCGGCAUCUUCACCGGCGUGUGCUUCAUGUCGUUGCUGGUGGGCAUGGUCUACGCGGUGUGGUACAAGCAAUGCGAUAUCCGCCGAUACUUGUAGUCUGCUGCGUCGGCUUCCGUUACCUAUCGAUGCGACCGGCGGACGCGCUCCGACUUUUUAUACUACAAUACUAUAACCAAUUUAUUAUUAUUAUUCGAUUAACGUUUUCGUUUUACGCCGCGUACGACGAUGAUAUAAUAUUACUAUAAUAAUCGUGUAACUAUUUAAAGCGCCGUCGGUAUACAGACCCGCACCACAAUGGGGUCAAUAUCGAUUUUACAUAAUAUAGAUUAUGUGAUCAAACGAUAAUUUAUAACGAUUCGACUAACUCGUGUUAGAUUUAAGCGCUUAUUAUUAAAACAAAUUAAAAUAAUUAUAUUUGACAUAAACGUAUAUUCACUGCAAGAUUGUAAUAAUUUUUACUUAAGUCGGUCUAACUAUAUUGAUUAAUAAUUGAAAUUAAACUUAAUUUUACUAAUGUUAAUAGAAUAUAAUCGAAAAUACAACUAAACAAUACUUUUUAUUUGUCUAUGAUAUUUACAAUAUAUUUUAAUCUAUAAGACUGUAAAGAUUAAAAGCAAGAAAAUGUAUACAAUUGAAACUUUUAACCGCCCAUCGAUUAUAUUUAUUU
Rhopalosiphum padi (bird cherry-oat aphid) is the source of this 3546-nucleotide messenger RNA. RefSeq names its product plexin-B2-like. Lineage: Eukaryota; Metazoa; Arthropoda; Insecta; Hemiptera; Aphididae. Gene Ontology annotation, biological process: positive regulation of axonogenesis; regulation of GTPase activity; semaphorin-plexin signaling pathway involved in axon guidance. The coding region runs from base 858 to 2975 and encodes 705 amino acids. The transcript is spliced from 3 exons. Gene Ontology annotation, molecular function: semaphorin receptor activity. Gene Ontology annotation, cellular component: semaphorin receptor complex. The record is from RefSeq and is a predicted model, not a curated record.